CAUUCUACCUAAUAAAUUAGGUUUGAAAAAAAAAGUUUACUUUCUUAUCAUUAUCAUUCUCUUUUGUUUUGACCUUAUUGAACCUGUGCAGUUGUUGCUAGGUUCAAAUUGAGGCAGUCAAUUAUGUUUCUUGUCUUACUUUUUUGGUUUUUUUCUGCUGCACUUAUCUGCAUAAUUAUACUUGUUCUUAGUUGUAGCAAUUGAAAUGCUACUUCCCCACUGACUGUAUGUGCAUGCUGACCUUUUUUCUCCUUUGGGUGGGUGGUAGCAUUGUAGAAGUAUGAUAUCUAAGUUAACUGCAAGCAUUAGAAGCUAAUGUAUUACUAAUUGGUAUGCAUUUCCAAAACAUGGUGCACCUUUGUUCCAAAACAAUGAAUUUAGUGAUCCCAUCCCAAUAACUUUUUUUUUCCAUAUUUAUUCUUCUAAUGUUUGAGAACAGAACAAAGUGGAAAUCCUCUACUCUUAUUCUUAUCUAGGGUUGUCCAGCCAAAAAAGGGAGGGUUACAUCCAGUUAGCUUGAUAGAGGAAAAGAAAGGUAACACAGAGAUAAGAUAAGGGGAGAGAGAUUUUAGUUUAUGGAUUGGAGAGUUUUGGUUUGAAAAAAGUUUAAGAGCUAUAGAGUGGGGGAAAAAGAGACAACUUCUAUGUAAAUAUGCUUUUGUAAUUAAUCGAGAAACAAAACCAAUAAACUAGAUUGUGUUAUUUCAUGGAUAUCUAAAUGAUGGUAAAAGGAAGCUGGAAAUUAUCUUGAAUUCUAAUAAUAAAUUAGUAAUCCAUUCAAGUUUAUUGCUUUAAUAACAUAUUUACUUCAUGUGGAAUAUUAUGUGGACAUUUUCAUUCCAAAUAUCAGAGCAAUCAGCUUUUUGGAUAUCAUCGAUUGGGUUAUCAUUCUACUUGUCACUCUGUUUUUUAUAAUUAUGCUUGUUUAUUGUUGUUUGGUUCCCUCUAGCUUCAAUUAACUUAAUCAAUUUUUAAUAAUAGACUUAUCAACUUUACUGUGAUGUUAGCAGUUUGAUUUUAUGAAUAGUAAGUUUGUAAAGUGCAAAUUACACUUGGGGAUUUGGGUGCAUGGGCCACCUUGAACUAAGUGGUAUUUUGUUGUUUUCAUGUAAGAAAUUGGCUCCAUAGUUGAUUUUCUAUACCAUUCUUGUGAGAUGGAACAAAGAUAUCUUCAUAAUUUUUUACUUCGGAAAUUGAGCCUCAAUUGAGAAAGAUUGUGCAUGCAUUACCUUACCAAUGAACUGUUGCUAUGAGGACACUGGUGGGGCACACUUGCUCUCACCAGCAAUCCUGUGCUUCCUAGUGCUUUGGUUGAAUUUUAAGGAUGGUCUCAGCACCUAAAUUGAGAUGUGAGAACACUUUCCUUGCCAUUAAGGACACUUGUGGUUCCUCAAUUCGAUGGAUAGAAUUAGUUUCCAUCGAAUUAUUUUCUCAAGCUCUCCACUCACUAUGCCAUGAAUGCUUGUUGUGAGGUGCUCUCCCUUUCUCACACAGAGCACUCAAACUCAGCAUAUACGAUCUCUAACUGUGAGAUGGCACAACAACUUAAGCUGAGACUGGAGUUAAGCAUCUCCCUUUGUGUGGUAUCUUAGAGUUAAAAGGGCAAUGAGUCUGCUCACACCUUCCUCCCUUAGAGGGUCCUUAGUCUUAACAUGUUACAAGAGACAACUUCUAAUUACUAGAAGAACAUGACAUGGCCCAUCCAACUUACAUGCAUUGCCAAGUUAAAAUGGUGCUGCGACCACUACUGCAUCUGACCAACUAAGGUCACCGUUCUACGAAAUUUAGGCCAUGGUAAAUUGCUUUUAUCCAUUGGACAUUGGCUUUCUGAUAUGAACUUCUAGUAAACCUAAGGGUGCUUAGACCAUUAUUGAUAAGUCACGCACAACAUUCAACCUCGUAUUUCAAAAAUACAACCAUAUUAAAGUAGCAACCAAGCAUUUUCUAUACCAGUUUGUAUUAAGAAUUUUUUUGUUUAAAAAAUAAUUUAUAAAUAAUGUAAUAAGUAUAUCUCAUAUCCUUCUUCUUCUUCUUCUUUUUUUUUUUAAUUGUGUUAUGUUCUCCAACAAAAGGUGAGUUUUCUAUUUCAAACUAUUUGGAAUAUAUGAAUUCUACCUAUGCCUCUGCAUGCCUAAUGUUUUGUUUUGAUGUGACCAGUGGCUAGGAUAAAGGAGCAAGGUUCUUUAGGUGGUUGGGAGCCUGUGUAAAAUUUUGUCAAAUCCCUUCUGAUCACUGACUCUUAAGAAUACCUACAUCUAUGGUUUAACUGAAAUUUUGGUCCUUGACUCAGUAUAAUAUUUAGAGAAGAUAAACCUGUCCAACCCCAACUAGUUGAGAAUGUUUGGUUUAACUGAGUUGUUCUACCCGCUGGAAGUUUGUUGCGGGCUGCAGUGGGCAUACAUAAAUGUGCGUGUCCGGUUGUGUAUGUGGGAGUCAGGGCAAGUAACGAGAAGGAUUAGUUGGGGAGGCCGAUGUCAUGGUCACCAAUUGAGAGUGCAGUUGCUGUUCUAACAAAGCACAGAUCAUGUAGAGGCAAAAGCUGGAGACAUAUCUGGCAGAGCGUAGAUCUCUAUAACAUAUUUGUUGCAGGAACUUUUGUGAAGGGCAUGCCGAGACUCAUUGUGGGUCCUUAAUCCAUGUACCCAAAAAUCCUAACUAGCCCAGUGUUUUCCGAGCAGGGUUUUAUCUUCUGGUUGUUGCUCUUCUCUAGGAAUGAUGUUGAGGAGCUAACAGUCAAAAUCUGCGCUAGGCUAUGAGCCCUUUAAUCACAUAAAUCUCUUUUCUUUUUGUUUGGUAUUUUGUCUUUUAGGUAGUUGUUUGUUGAGCGAACCGUUGGGUAUAGAUUAUAGUGAUUAUCCGAGCAGCAAACAUUCUGCUUGAAUGGUGGUUGUUAUUUGUUAAUGCAAUUUUCAUUUUAUCUCAAGUGAGUGGUUGUUAAUGCAUCAUAUUCCUAGAAUGUAACUGGGGCAUUCUAUGGCCGUUGGUCUUAACCUGGUGGGCUCCACAACCUAGCCCUAAUGCCAAGAUUGUGAAAUGCUAUUUUGUAACAUUGGCCUCUUCUGGUCUUCAUUAGACAACCCGCCGGUUCUGAUUAUGUAACUAUUUUACUGAUACGAAAUUCAAAAAUCGAAGACUAUAAAGUCCUGGUCGAAAUUUCUAGUCAACUCUCUCUCUCUUGCAUGGAAAUUUGGGUGACACGUAAUGGACCCAGAUGGGAGCUAAUUGGGUGAUACUCCGAAGCAGUUAGGCUGACCCAAAUGGGAGCUAAAUGUGUGUUACAUUUUCAAACCCUUAAUAAUUGGAUAACUGUUCGUCAUGAGUGUCAUUUUUUAUAUAAGAAAAAAAAACUAUUCGCAAUCUAAAUGCAGGACAAGGGAAGGGUAAAUUUUGGAAUUAUAAACUAUGGAUGGGUUUAGCCGUCGAUUAUCCCAAGUUUGUUAAUUGGGAAGAAUAUGGGUAACUGUCUGCCGCCUGCCGGCUGGCCCAGCGGUCAACAUUCUCCCUAUGAUCAAGACAUCAAAUACGCGGUUUUGAGUAUAUUCACAGCACCAACCCAAAAGAUUCAUCAGUAGCCUUCCAAUUAUUUUGCAAAAAGGCCUUGAAAGAUGCCAGAGAAACAAAAAUGAUCGACCUCCCAGAUCAGAUCACCCCGGUUUGUAGCUCAAUCUCGUCUAGUUUGUAACUUUGUAGGGUUUCAUGCUUUCCGCAGAGUUUUCUUCCGAGUGAUGACAAGCGAAGGAGAGGCAAGAAGACGCGGGUCCUUAUAUCGAUUAGGUUUCCUUGGGAUCUUGCUGUUUUUUCUUGCGCACGUCACCGUCAUAGCGGUAGUUUGUUGGAGAAGAGGUCGGGCGAGGAGAAGAACGAGCGUGUGCCCGACCAUGGCGAUGGCCAAAUUCCUCGACGACAUGGAACUUGAAAAGCCGAUCCGAUUCACCUCCCAACAGCUCCGAACGGCCACAAACAACUUCAGCGACCUCCUCGGCUCCGGCGGCUUCGGAUCGGUCUACAAGGGGACUUUAAAGAACGGAAUGGCCGUGGCGGUGAAGGUUCUGAACGGCGAAUUAUCCAACAAGAGAAUCGAAGAACAGUUCAUGGCGGAGGUGAGCACGCUGGGGAGAAUCCACCACUUCAAUCUGGUGCGGCUCCAUGGAUUCUGCUUCGAGAGGAGUCUCCGAGCUCUGGUCUACGAGUUCAUGGCGAACGGCUCCCUGGACAGGUACCUUUUCCGGGAAAACAAGGUCCUGGAAUUCGAGCAGCUCCACGAGAUCGCCGUCGGCACGGCGAGAGGCAUCGCUUACUUGCACGAAGAGUGCCAGCAACGGAUCGUCCACUACGAUAUCAAGCCGGGUAACAUCCUUCUCGACAGCAAGUUCUCCCCCAAAGUUGCCGAUUUCGGGCUUGCCAAGCUCUGCAACAGGGACAGUACUCAUAUAACGAUGACCGGCGGGAGGGGGACACCCGGCUACGCGGCGCCGGAGCUGUGGAUGCCGCUGCCGAUCACCCACAAGUGCGACGUUUACAGCUUCGGGAUGCUGCUGUUCGAGAUCAUCGGCCGGAGGAGGAACCUGGACAUCAACCUUGCGGAGAGCCAGGAGUGGUUUCCGAAGUGGGUAUGGAAGAAGUUCGAGAAGGGGGAAAUGGCGGAGAUGAUGAUAGUCUGUGGGAUCGAGGAGAAGGACAGGGAAAUGGCGGAGAAGAUGGCGAAGACGGCGCUGUGGUGCGUGCAGUACCGGCCGGAGGGGCGGCCGCUGAUAAGCACGGCGGUGAAGAUGUUGGAGGACGCUAUUGAGAUUCCGGCGCCGAGCAACCCGUUUCCCUUCUUCGCCGAGGGUCCGGCGUGUCCAUUCCCGAGAACAUCAUCAUCGUCUUGGUCUGGUUCGUCUGGCACAGUGAGAAGCUCUACUGUUUGCCCGAUCAUGAGUAAAUACGAAAUUGAAAUAGCCUCCAACUGAACUGAACUGAACUGAACUGAACUAGGAGCCCCAAAGAAAAGAAAAAAGAAAGCUGCCCCUUGCUCAUUGUCAUGUCAAAAAUCGACUUUGCUAAUUACUGAAAAAGAAAAACAAAAGCUUCUUCUUCUAGCCAUUAUUUUAUUGUAUAUAUAAUAAUAGUCUGUCUGUGUGCACAGCACAUUGAGUAAAUUAUGGGUUAAAUUAAAUGCAAGUUACAUUAUUAUUCUAUUUA
This is a messenger RNA of Diospyros lotus (date-plum), 5184 nucleotides long. Its product is annotated as rust resistance kinase Lr10-like. The record is from RefSeq and is a predicted model, not a curated record. The coding region runs from base 3726 to 4952 and encodes 408 amino acids. Gene Ontology annotation, molecular function: protein kinase activity; ATP binding. Gene Ontology annotation, biological process: protein phosphorylation. Lineage: Eukaryota; Viridiplantae; Streptophyta; Magnoliopsida; Ericales; Ebenaceae. The transcript is spliced from 5 exons.